AUGGGUGGUAAGAUAUCACAACGCGGCGGCGCGCCAUUGUUUUCGCGCUUUCCCGCCGCAUCGGCGCUCAUCUUCCUCCUCGCAUGCUGCCGCGUGUCGCCGACCCGCGGCUCGGCGUUCAAAGUCACCGACGCGUACAGCCCCGCGUGCGGAAAGAUCAUGACCGAGCCGCCUGCGGGGGGCUUUAAGCGGUGGAGCGACUGGAGGACGUGGGGCGCUUCCGCGAAAGUUCGCGGCGUGCCCGGUACCGGGGCGCGCAGAUGGGCUGACGUCAUGAUUCCGUGCGGAAAGGCUGUGCUGCUGGAUGUACCCGAUAUAAGCGUCGGAAAGCUGAGAAUCAGAGGCUGGCUGAAGCGCCUGACGGUGGGCGCGCCGAAUGCGAGCGCGAAGCGGGAAGCGACGCUCGGCGGGCUAACCCAGCCGCGCAUUUGUGAACCCAUGUCUCCUCCGCUCUCCUCUCGUCUUCGCAGGAUAGCCGAUGACCCGUCUCUCCCUAAAAUCCACGUGCGCGCGGCGUACAUAAUGGUGUUCGGGCGCCUCACGGCGGGCGAGCCGGAUAAGCACUUCUCGAACCGCGUCACGUUCAUGCUCUUCCAGAAUUUCAAGCAGUCGCGCGCGUCGUACGCCCUUCAGUUUUACAAGCCGUCGGAUCCUAACAACCCCCGGGAUCUGGGCCACAAGACGUUCGCCGUGGUAAGAAGUGGUACGGAGUGCGCAGAUGGGCUGGCAGGUGGAGCUGUACGGCAUUUCUCAAACCCCUCCCCCCAUUUCUCAACCCCCUCCCCCCAUUUCUCAACCCCCUCCCCCCAUUUCUCAACCCCCUCCCCCCAUUUCUCAACACUAACCCCUCACCCAUCCCCACAACCGACCCCCCCUUUUCCCCCCCUUCCCCCGCCGCCCCUCCACUCCUGGUCCGCGCAGGUGGGCGGACAGGUGGCUCUCUACGGCAUGCCAGGCGGCAGUAACACGCCGUCGUGGGUGGGCGGACAGGUGGCUCUCUACGGCAUGCCGGGCGGCGGCAACACGCCGUUGUGGGUGGGCGGGCAGGUGGCUCUCUACGGCAUGCCGGGCGGCAGCAGCACGCCGUCGUGGGUGCGCCUCACCGAAACGGCGGACGCGGGCGAUCGUGCGAUCUACGUGAACGCGGACGUGACGCGCUGGGCGCAGGGGAUGACCGUCGCGCUGGCGUCCACGUCAGCAAAUCUGAACGACGCGGAGCACCACGUCAUCACGUCCGUGUCGGUCGUUACGCCUGCGUCGGGACCAGGAAAGAGCGACGGGCGGUACAAAAUCAAUCUAAAGACAGCGCUUAAGAAGCGGCACGACGGCGUGAAGAUUUCGGACGGAGUGGGAGGGACGGUGGGGAUUUACGGGGAAGUCGCGCUGUUGGAUCGGCACAUCGUGAUCACGGGCAGCGACGAGCCCGCUCCCUAUCAAUACGACGCCUCCUCUGCCUGCCCCUCCCUCCUCUAUGUGUGUUGUGAGUCGACUCAAAACACACCUCUGUGCUCCAUUUCCUAUCCAUGCUCCCGUUGCGCCCUCUCCGAUCCCCUUCCUUUUCCCCCUUCCCUCUCCCUGAUCCCCUUCCCUCUCUCUGCUCCCCUUUCUUCCUCUCCCUCCCCCUCCCCCCUCUCCGCUUUUGUGUUCUGGCUAGAGGCAAACCCAUACAUGAGGGGACUCUCAAAGCUCCUACCAAACAUUGGCUCAACAGUGCCCUUCUAUUACAACUGGGGCACGUGGGACGGCAACCACGCCCACUCCAAUGCCCUCUUCGGCUUCCGCACCUACCCGCACGGGUCACGGCCGCACUACCCGUCUCCCACCAAGAACCCCCGCGUUUCCCUUAAGAACUUCCUCGUUUACCGCAACAAGGCAGGAAUGUUCUUUUUCAAUAGCGAGCGGCUGAUAGUGGAGAACGGGGUGUUUCUGGACAAUGGCAUCGGCAUCGACUUGAGCCGCAAUGCCGGCGUGCAAGCAAAGGGCUGCCGCUUCAUCGGCCGCUCCUCCUCCUCCUGCUCGUCCUCCAAUGCCGUAACAACAACCACAGCGUUUGCCACCACCACCGCCACUACCCAGGAAACAUCCAACGGUUCAGAUGGCUCCAUCCCACCAGACGGAACCAUCACAGACAACAGCAGCGCUGCCGACGCAACCACCCCACCACCCGAGUCCCUUCCAGGAAAUGACACCACUGCUACCACACCUCCCAACGCUCCAGAUAAUUCUACCCUUCCAGGCAAUGGCAGCUCAGGUGGUGAUGGUGCUGCUACUACUCCUCCCAACCCACCAGACAGCUCCCUUCCCCAAGGUCCCACCACUCUGUGGCAGCCUUUCACUCUGCAGGCGUCUCUGGGACCUCUUGAUCCUUAUGCAGACGAUGGCAGCACUGACAGUAGCAGCGGCGACAGCGGCAGCAAAAGCACCACCAGCAGCGGCAAUAAGGCUUUUGAGGAUGCAGGGAUGACUGCUCCUGCCCAGGGUGCACCUAGUGGGGUGGUUGAUCCGAUGGGGCCAUCGCUGCAGGAUCAAGCCGGGACUUAUUCCGCCCCGAUUGGCAUCGCGCUGAGUCAGAGCAACCCGCAGGACCACCUCUACCCCAACUCUAUCCAGGACAGCUCCUUCCACCGCUUUGGCUCGUGUAGCAGCAGCAGCUUUGGGAUCGCUCUUGUGGCCAAUAAGGCAGGCGGAUACUGGAACACUGCCAUGUUCGUUAAGUCCUCAGGCACACCACCUCGGGGGGGUCUGGUGGCGCGCUUCUACGCCCUCCGGGACGUCGAUGGGUCCCUGCUCGGCCAGUCAGGCUAUGCCGUUGCCAACUACGACCCCAUCCUGCCGCCCUCCUCGGUCCGGUCUGCAAAGUGCGACUUCAAGAGCGCCUUUUCGGCCUAUUCCUGCACCUCCGUCUGCUACCGGACGGUCGGGCUGGAGUAUGACGAGUACGGAGCUACCAGCAGGGGGGGCGUUCUCAGGCCGUACUCUUACCUGAAGAUCACGCGAAUGGACGACGGCACCUUCUUUCACGCCUACGGAACCGACAACGACGACCCCAAACGCAAGGCUGCGAGCAGCAAGAGGCGGUUUCUCACCGCCUCGCUUCUAGCCGGGUACACGUACCGGAUACAGAUCAUUGCCGCUGACACCAACAGCGAGUUUUACCCGAGUAAAAUGCAGCUGAACGUGUUCGACUGGCAGGGGUGCACUGGGAGCGUUCGCGUGGUUAUAGACUCCCCGAAUUCGAGCAGCAAGUGGCGGGCUGACGUGCCUACAGUGCCAUGCUCUGCUGCUAACAAGAUGAAGGUUUAUAAGGAGUACGCGUGCGGGGAGGGGAAGUCGAGGCUGAGGCUAGAUAUCGGGGCGAGCAGCAGCGGCAAAGCAGCGGUUGUGAUGGACUUGAAUCAAGGCGUCAGCACCUCGUGCUCCUCAGACUCUGGUUGCUCCAGCAUCACUUCUGCUGCUCUCCCGCCCCUCUCCAUCGCGCCUCUUGUCGACAUCGAGUCGGCCUUUUCCUCCACAGACCCGUUCUUUGACCUGAGCUUCUACGCGGGCGGAGCGGAUGACCCCCACACGGUGCUCUGA
This is a messenger RNA of Closterium sp. NIES-65, 3576 nucleotides long. The record is from the annotation of a GenBank genome assembly. NCBI's taxonomy places the organism in Eukaryota, Viridiplantae, Streptophyta, Zygnematophyceae, Desmidiales, Closteriaceae.